Aspergillus terreus NIH2624 is the source of this 309-nucleotide messenger RNA. RefSeq lists its product as uncharacterized. The transcript is spliced from 4 exons. Lineage: Eukaryota; Fungi; Ascomycota; Eurotiomycetes; Eurotiales; Aspergillaceae. Bases 1 to 309 code for a protein of 102 amino acids. The record is from RefSeq and is a predicted model, not a curated record.
AUGGACCCAGCAAAUUACUCGGUGGUAGUGGUCGAGGCCGGUUCGUUCUACGAGACCCUCAACUCCAACCGCACCCAGGUUCCCGGCUAUAACUUUUACUCUGCUCUGGCUAACUUUGUGGGGGGGCUCCCUCGAAUCCCUGACCAAUUUUGGAUUGCAGACUGCACCCCAGGGGAAAAAGUCGACACAAUAUUGUUUGGCCUACACUAUCACAACGAGCCGCUCGAAAAGCGCAGUAAAACAUCAACACCGCCAAAUAGUUGGAAACGAGCAGAAGAGCUUGCUUUGCUAUUCGGCACGCCCCAGUAA